This is a messenger RNA of Sesamum indicum (sesame), 1637 nucleotides long. Lineage: Eukaryota; Viridiplantae; Streptophyta; Magnoliopsida; Lamiales; Pedaliaceae. The record is from RefSeq and is a predicted model, not a curated record.
AGAAUUUUCCAUUAAUUUUAUUUUCUUGUCAUUUUCAACGUUGUAUAAAUAGUUGCUGUAGAUGGGUUCUCUGACACAGUGCUUAAAUAUACACCGAUAUACAUACACCUAAACUUGUAUGUAUACUUGUCCUCUGCAACGGCUACUUGGUUUACAGGAUCAUUUUUCUUUAUUUAUGGUGUUUUGAGUGUUUCUGGGCUUUUGUUUAGUGGGGGUUCAGUUGUUGAGAAAAGGGCCAAAAAAAAAAAAAGGAAAAGAAAAUAAACCCAGAAGAAAAUGAACUACCAGAAUGACAAUGACAUGUGGGAGUGGCAAGGUCAGGAUUAUUGUCUUGAGGAUGACACAAGUAUAGGAGAAAUGUCUAAGUCCCUGUUGAAUGGAGUGAACCAAAAUGUAGACCAUAUGUCUUAUUUGUUUGAUGGAGAAGCUACCCCCGUCAAGGCUUGUGGAGACUUGGCUUACCACGUUACCAACAAUGGAAAGAGUUGGAGCAAUACAGGGAGCCUUCCUCUCAAGUAAAAAGGCGUCGGGUGCUACAGUUUGAGUCUGAAGUUCUGGAUGCACCUCUUUGCAAUGACGAGGCCUUUUUAAGAUCUAAGGAGACACCGGAUUCUCUUGAAGAUGCUUUAUCUGAAAUGUCACAGUGGGUUGCUGGAUUCACAGAAGGCACAUCUGCGUCCAGUAAUGACUGUCUGGACCCGUCAUCUGAAGGGUGGAUUGCUGAUUGCUUUAAUGAUGCCGGGAUGCAUUUCUGCACUGAAGAUAUCAGCAAUGCAUCUGGAGCAUCUGAUGUUCAAAUUGAUAUUACGGAGCUUUGCGAUACCCCUCCAGAAUAUGAUGCUAAUCCCGUAAGAAAACAUCCUGUUCAUACUAAUGGAAAUGUUGUUUUCAAAGGAAGGAAAUCAUACAUGCGUACACCUCCAAAACUAGCCUCGUCCGUUGUCUACCCAUUUGCCUUCAUCAAACCAUGCGGUGCACACGGACAUGUCACUCUUAAGGACAUAAACCAAAGGAUACAUAACCCGCCAACCACAAAGCCAAACGAAGAAGACCCCGUUUCUUUUCCCACAUCAGCAUUUUCUGGGAAACCCGUUGUUGGGAAAACUAAAAUCCGCACAGAAGGUGGUAAAGGUAGCAUUACAAUCAUGAGAACCAAAGGGUAAGUAAAAUACCAGUGCUUUGCCAAUACUUUCUGGAGGUACAUCUUUGUUGCUCACCAUGAACAAACUGCAGCAGAAGCUAACUUUCAGUUGACUCCAACCUAUUUUUUGCUUUGCUUAUGAUCUGAAUUAUUUGGUAGUACUUAAGGAUCUCGACUUCUAGUUGAUCCUCGCAUUUCUCGUCAUCCUUCAGAGGAAAACUUCAUCAGCUUUCGUAAUAUUAAUGUGAAAAGCAUGUAUCUCGUCGGUAUUUCUAGUUACCAGAGUGAUCGUCUACUGUUGUAUGUUGUACUCUUCGUGGAACUUGAAUGUUUAGAUCUUCAUUAGUUCAACGAUGUCCCCAUCUCAUCUUGAGGGUUCUCAGGAAUUUUGUGGAAAGGAUGGACAUUGUCACAUGUAUUUAAAUCUUCUUGAUGCAGCUGAGGUUUAAGGGGUUUGAUAUCUGAUUUCUACUACCAGAAUGAGUAAAUUGUUAUA